AAGGGAAGUAAAUUAAUAACAAGGCUGCUUUUAUUUUUUUAGAGCUGAUAUAUUUGCAAGAAUUAACUAUGAGUGGGUCGUUUCAGAGAACAGGAAUUCCGUGUGGUAAUCCACGUCGCUAUGAUUCUGGUGAUAUAACAAAGAUGGUGCCAGUGUUCAGUUCCAGGAAGAGACGUGUAGAUGACGGGCCUGACGAAGAUAUAGAAACAGAAGGAGAAAGACAUUUACAGACUUUGGCCAAGAAACAACUAAAGACCAACAUAUCUUUAGAUCAACAGUUUUCUCAGCACCGGGAAUUUUCAGGAACCAGUGCCUUCAAACCAUCAGUGGAAUCACUUUCAGGAAUUGUUAAUCUAUCAGAAUAUCAACAACUAAGUGAAACCGAUGCACGAGUAGAAGAACUUGGACAUUUUGGUUUGACGAAGGAAGAAAUGAAACUUCGGCUGAAAUAUGAUACAAGUGUUAAAGAUACAGAAACAAUGGUAUCAAGGUUCAGUGUAAAUCCACAAGUAGAGAAGGAGCGACUGGACGCAAUAAACAGAAAAAUACACCAGAAAACGUCUGCUUUUAAAACGUCUGAUAAUUUCGCAGACAUCCGCCAUGUUACUCGUCAUGAAAUAGACCUGGAACGGGCAAUAAGUUCCACCAAUCAAGAUGGACAAAAAAUAAGUAACUUUCUCAUCAAGCAGAAGGAAUACGAGAAAAGUAACCCUUUAAGUAUGGUGCCUGAUCUUAUGACAGAAAUAGACUCUAAAAUAAAAGACCAAAUUCGCGAGAAAAGAAAAAAACAAAAACUCUUAAGAAAAAAAUCAAAAGUAGACAAGUCACAUGGUAGUCAAACUUUAGAUUCAGACCAGAAAAGUUCAAUUUGUGUACAUCAAUAUAACAGUGAAAAAGAAAGUCCAAAUAUUUUGUGUGAUGAAGAAAUUAGCUCUGAAAGUGGGGAUGAUGUUUUCAUUGGUCCCCUUCCAAAACCAGUACCAGAACAGACAGGACGUAAAGAGAUUCGCGACAAUGUUAAACCUAUACCCGAACAGUGUAUUAUAAGCAAUAGACUCAGUGUAGACAAUAUUAUUCAAAUACCCAAGUUUGAGAAUUAUACUCCAGGUGAAAUAAACAAUGUUUUAUAUCUUAAAAAUCUCCAUAGUAACGUGACACAGCAAGAUCUUAUUGCCUUAUUUGGACGGUUUGAGCAGAAAGAUGAACCAAGUAUUGUUUAUAAAUUGAUGUCAGGGCGAAUGAGGGGGCAGGCUUUCAUCACAUUUUCUGAUAAAACUAUUUCGAAAGAGGCCCUCGAACUGGUGAAUGGAUAUCACCUAUACGGAAAACCAAUCAUAAUACAAUAUGGAAAUAAACAAUAACUCGUAUAUAAAUCUUUAUAAAUAAAAUCAAAGAUUUC
This is a messenger RNA of Patella vulgata (common limpet), 1399 nucleotides long. Its product is annotated as RNA-binding protein 41. Gene Ontology annotation, cellular component: U12-type spliceosomal complex. Gene Ontology annotation, molecular function: pre-mRNA intronic binding; U12 snRNA binding. The record is from RefSeq and is a predicted model, not a curated record. The coding region runs from base 69 to 1361 and encodes 430 amino acids. Gene Ontology annotation, biological process: mRNA splicing, via spliceosome. The transcript is spliced from 6 exons. Lineage: Eukaryota; Metazoa; Mollusca; Gastropoda; Patellidae.